Messenger RNA from Paramecium pentaurelia, 1008 nucleotides. NCBI's taxonomy places the organism in Eukaryota, Ciliophora, Oligohymenophorea, Peniculida, Parameciidae. The record is from the annotation of a GenBank genome assembly.
AUGAAACAACUUAAAAGUUAAGCAAAAAAGAGUUAUUAUGACAAUUAAAAAUAAAAAUCUCAUUUCAGAUCCUAUACUUUUUAAUCUGAUCAGGAAUCUAUUGUAGAUAAGUUAAAUACAUCAACUGUUAAAAUAUUCAAUGAAAUGUUAUAUGCUAAAUCAAAGUAAAUUGAAUUGGAAUCUGAUUUUUAGAUUAGGCAAAAAUCAUAUGAAAUAGAAAAACAAAAAAAAAUUUUGUAAAUGAAAUAAGAAUAACUUAAAAAUGAAUAAAUGCAAAGUAAAGGUAAACCAAAAAUCAAUAAGACUCAACAAAUAUAGGAAAUGAUUAAUAAUUAUAUGGAAGCAUCCAAAAAUAGUAAAUUUGGAGAUUUAUUACUUAAUAAAGAAAAGAAUAUACAAUAAGAAUUAACUUCUAAUAUUAUAUAUGAUAAUUUGAAUAAUCAUGAAAAUAAUGAACCAGAAAGAAUAGCUACAUAGACUUUAGAAAGUACUAAGAUGUACAAUGAGUAAAGUGUAACAAGAAAAUCUAAUUCUUAUAUUCCAAUUCAUGAAAGAGUUAAAUUUAUAAUAUAAACAAAAAAUGACAAAAUUUAAGAAUAGAUAUAAUAAUAAUAAUAAGAAAUUGAAGAAUAUUAUACAAGUUUACCAUUCCAACCUUUAAGCACAAAAUCAUAGAAUAUUAAAUUUACUUAAUAAGAUACGGAUGCAUUUGUAAGUAAUCAGCUAAAGUGGAAUCAAGAAAGAGAUAAAUGGAGAUAUGAAUAAUAAUUGAAGAAGGAAAAUGAUACACCUAAAUAUUCUUAUAGACCAACAAUAAGUCCUUGGCCUGCUAAAUAAUCAAGUGUAUAAAGGAAGCAUUCAAAAUCAAUUAAUUUAUCAUUCUUUUAGUCCACAGCUCUUAAGACUGAGACUUCACCAAAUAAAAAUAAAAAGUCAUCAUUUAUUUUUUAAACAGACUUAAGAAUAGCAAAAAGAAAGGAAAAAGACUAAAAGAAAUUAAAAAAGUGA